Musca vetustissima is the source of this 2010-nucleotide messenger RNA. RefSeq lists its product as uncharacterized. The annotation marks the transcript as partial. The record is from RefSeq and is a predicted model, not a curated record. The transcript is spliced from 2 exons. Lineage: Eukaryota; Metazoa; Arthropoda; Insecta; Diptera; Muscidae.
ACAACUAGCGAAGAUUCGAACACUGAAAAAGAUUCUCUCGACAUCCCCUUGGAUACGAAGGCUCCCAAAAUGCUACGCAAAAAGAAAUUGAGACGUUCUUUGACCUGGAAAAAAGACUAUUCCCUGGUAGAAGCCAAUCCAGCCGUGUCCACAGAUUCUGAUUCCGAUUGCCGCUCGCUCAGCAAUAAAUCCCUCACGGGCACCCUGUCGAAAUCCAAAAAAUGCACUGCCUAUGUUAAGAAGCUGCUGUUCAAGACCAUCAACUCCUCAGUGAGUUCCGAACAACCCAGUUCUGUGGGUCAGCCGGAGCUAAGCAUCAUGGAAUUGGAUCGUUCGCUGAUGCGACAAAUCAAUUCACCCUCAAAAAUCAAGGAUGCCUAUACCCUGACCGUGAUGUCUUCACCCUCACCCCCAGCGGAAAGUGAUUGUGAUGAUGAGGAUGCGGCGGAAUUGUUGAGAACACCCAGCAAAGAUCUUUCCCGGUCUCUACCCUCACUUCUAGAGGUCGGCCUGGAGGAUAAGCAGAAGCAGCUAAGGCAAAAAUCUGUGUCCACGGAAUUCACCGACCUCGAGAAGAACAAAUUGGAAUUGGAACAGGAUCGUUUGAUGAUGGAUAGCUUUAUUGAUCAGGGUUUCGAAACGGGAUCCAAUGAAAUGGAAUCUCCCAUAAGACUAACCAAGAAAUCCAGCUCCCACACGGAAUUGGAAAAACCUCAGGUUGUGUUACGGGUCAGUGAGGAAAAUCCCCAAAACUUCUCCACACCCAAUAAGGAUAAACCCAUACAACAGAUCUUCACCUCCGCUCAGCAGGGUUUACAUACCCAAAAACACCUUAUCAGUCCCAUUCCUUCGAGUCCGGGAUCACAUCAUGCGAAGCAGCAGACCAUGCAAUCUAUACUCGAGGAUUCUGAGGAGUUGGAGUACACGAACAGCUCGGCAACCUCUUUCAACAUGAGCGGCAGCUAUUUCAACGGUGAAACACCGCAUCAUUUGACGGUGACACAUAAAAUGGAAGCAUCACAGUUUUGGAUCUCUUUCGGCGACUUUACCACGGCGAUGAAUAUCCACUUCUAUGAAUCGGAACGCCUAAUGCUUCUCAGUAACAUCUUCGGGCAAAAAUGUGCGGAAAAUCGUGAUAUGACUUUCGGCAUAGAUGAUCAGAAAUUCUCCGCCGAAUGUCCCCUAAGUCAAACGGAGAUUUUGCGUAAAAUUCCACACAUGGAAAAUUGUUCGCAGUAUUGGUUCUCCACGGGAGAUGUUCUGCUACCCUUUGCCGGAAAGCAUUUGAGUACGACGAAGAUCCAGGCCUUCUUUAAUUAUAUCCGGGAAUUCAUGGAGGACUCCCAUGGUCAGCUGAGAUUCGGUAUUGAUUCGUAUGAAUUCUCAAAUGUCAGUAUCUCACCCACCACCUCAGAUGCCACCUAUACCUGGCCCUCGGCUUCACCACCUCUCAAGACCAGCGACUUAGAUCAAUCAGAUUUUGAAUCUGUGGAAUUGGAACAAAGUCUCAGCUUCUCGGCCUUGGGUAGUAACCACUCCGACUCGGGUUCGAUUAAAUCUGAAGAAUCACCCGAUACUUUGGAACAAAUUUUCGAAGAUGCCCGAAAUUUGAAUUUGAGUAAAACUCAAACGGAUAAAUUGGCCAUGGCAUCACAGCUGACUGUCCCCGAAAUGCUCAAGACGUUGCACACCCAGCAAGAGAAACUCAAAAGCCUCGAAGAACGGAUGGUAAACUGUGCUGCACCUCUCAAUUCGAGCACAACCAGCAGCUGUAAGAACCUGGAACAAUUCCGUGAGUGCCCUGAGUACAUGAGGAAAUUAAGGAGCAUCAUUUCGGCCAUCGAUAAUAUUGGAAGGGGUAACAACGGAUUCAAUGCCUGUUCCAUCGAACAGCUCGAGAGCUUCAUGUUCUUCUUGAGUCGCUAUGCCGAUCUUUGCCUGGCCAAUUGCACCGCCCACAUUGAAAAGAUUCUCGAUGUGGUGAUGAAUCAAAAAUCAUUUCAGGCAUAG